AUGGCGUCUCGAGAUCUGACCAAGACCUUCCUGGAACGGCGGUCUGCCACCAUGAUGAGGCGCCGAACUGCCGGAGAGGAUCGUGGUGGAGGAGGCGGUGGAAUGGUCAAUGACUCCUACACAAAAUUGGCCGCUGGAGGAGCAGAUGAAGAUCUAUUCUUACAGGAAGAAGGAGGCAUUCAAAUGUCCACUCUGGGAAAACAACAGCGUCCUGCUUGGGUCGAAGAUGUCGACGCCGUCAAUGAAGUCCUCAGCGACAUUCAGCGUCAAAUGGAAAAACUGCAUUCCCUGCAUGCCACGCGAGUGGGAAGUGUUUUUGGAAAGGAUUUGGACAAUAUGGAAGGACAAAUCGAAAAAUUGACACGAGAUAUCACCGAUGCCUUUCGAUAUGCCGAACGAUUGCUACAAAAGGUCGGAAUGGCUACCAAGAGAGCCGGCGGAGAAGAAGCCACCGUCGGAGCCAAUGUCCAGAGAAGUCUGGCCAAACGAUUGCAAGAACAAUCAGUUACCUUUCGUCAGAGUCAGAGAAAAUACUUGGCCGAAGUACAGGCUCAAAAGAGUGGUGGAAUUGCCGCUGGAGCCGAUUCCAGAUUCGGUAUCGACUUUAAUGGGACCUCCACCACUCAGGGGGGUGGAGAUUUCUUUACGACACAACAAAUGGCCGUGGUCGAUGACUUGACCGAAGCAGUACAAUCCCGAGAUCAGGAAAUUGUCAAGAUUGCCCAAUCCAUUGAAGAACUCGGAGCCAUUUUCAAAGAAUUGGCCGUUUUGGUCAUUGACCAAGGAACCAUCCUAGAUCGAAUUGAUUACAACAUGGAAGCUGUAGUGGAGAGUACCAAAACGGGUAUUCAGCAAUUGGAACGAGCCGAAAAGUCACAAAAGAGCGCUCGGCCUUUGAAGUGUAUCAUUUGUCUGCUGUCAUUGAUCUUUGUUCUGUUGCUCGUUCUGGUCUUGAAGCAUCGAAGGUGGCAUUGA
Molecule: messenger RNA, 975 nt
Organism: Seminavis robusta
Lineage: Eukaryota; Bacillariophyta; Bacillariophyceae; Naviculales; Naviculaceae
Source: the annotation of a GenBank genome assembly